CGCGGAUUGAAGAUGAUCAGAGUCGGGGGGAGGAGGUUGUGGUGGAGGUAUUGGGGGCUGGGCUGGUACAGUAAUUGGACACUAGGGGAAGAAAGAGCAAGGGUAACAUUUAUAUAUUCAUAUUCCGAACAGACCUCGGCCGGCCGAGCCGCUUCGCCUCGCCUUUCCCCUCUUUCCCCCCCCCUUCCCCGUAGUAACGGCCCGGCCUCCUGUCUUUCCCCCGGCACCCGCCAUGAAUAUCGUCGCGGAGUUCUUCGUUGUCAUUUUCAAAGUGCUCUGGGCUUUCGUGUUGGCCGCGGCGAGAUGGCUGAUCAAGCCCAAGGAGAAGAGCGUGUGCGAUCAGGUGUGCCUGAUCACCGGAGCCGGCAGCGGGCUCGGCAGGCUCUUCGCGCUGGAGUUCGCCAAGAGGAACGCCAACCUGGUGCUGUGGGACAUCAACCAGGAGAGCAAUGAGGAGACGGCCGAGAAAGUCCGGCAGCUGGGCGCCAGAGUGCACACUUACACUUGCGACGUGAGUAAGAGGGGCAGCGUCUACCGGACGGCUGACUUGGUGAGGAGAGAGAUCGGAGAUGUGACGGUGUUGGUCAACAACGCAGGUGUAGUGUCCGGACACCAUCUCCUCGAGUGUCCCGACGAACUUAUCGAAAGGACCAUGAUGGUCAACUGCCACGCUCACUUUUGGGUGAGUUUGAAGAGCUGGGAAAGUUUUUAUCUAUUUUCAAAUACGUUUAACUGUUGGUAAUGUCACUUAACAACCUCUCCUAUUUUCCCUACAGUUUACAGUAUUAGGCACAAACGCUGUCCUGGGAUAAAUGAAUGUAUUUGGGUAAAUUGAAUAAAUUACAUCUUGUACUGAUGAGCCAGGUGUAUUGAGAUGUGGCGGAAGUUUUCUAAUUUCACUAAGAAUGUAGCGUUAACAAUGUACAAGUACACAUGCGUUAAUUGAAUGAAAAGUAGGGAAAUAAACGCUUUAAAGCAACUAUCCGCGUCCCGCUAACGAUACAAGCUUUUCCCCCUAAAAGCUCAUUCAGGCUGGUGGUUAUUAAAUAGCGUAUACUUCACUAAUUUAAUGAUGCAACAGAAACUGCUUCUUAAUCUUUUGAUUUAAAAACAAUUCUCAUUUUAACCCCGAUCCAUGUGAUUCAAAGCGGUUCCCGGUGAUUUGCUGAUGCCUCUCGGGAAUGGUUUCCGGUCCUGAGGCUAAAUCCUCGACUAUCGACUUUAACGUCGCAUUCACCCCAUCGAAAUAGCGAUAUGUAUCAUGUGAGAGAUCGCGCAUCUUUGGACUUGCCAAAAAGUCCGAUGAUUGUUCAAAUACAAGCAUUCACUUUAAAGUUGGUCUAAAUAUACAGGAUUAUUUAAAGCUUUCAAAAUCUUUCCUGAAUGCUUUCUAGCUGCCGAUAUAUAUAAAGCACAAUCUGUUUUCAUAACCUUUUUUCUGAAGACUGAAAUACUUGCACGAAAUCAAUGGCCUUUAACAGAAUCGACGGACUGUAAAAGCGACAAACGAGAGCAACCAAAUGAAUAUUCUGAGCAACAUUCUGAUGCUGGGGAACCUCCACACUUGUUUCCCUUGUUAAUGUUAGCGACCUGCUAGUUGGGCUAGGGGUCUUGCGGCGCCGUGGUAGUGGUCCUAACUCCGAGCCACGAGGCUUGGGGUUCAACCUUUUCGACCAGGUGGAUCAGGGGAAAAGUAAGCUGUAGUUGAAUUGUGACAAAAAGCGUGUACAGGCGUGUUGCUGUUCCGGAAAAGACUCUAAUCUCUAUCCCACUAGCACUAUUUAAAUAGAUUCCUUCUUGACGCGAGUUCGCUCAAUCCUUUGGAACUGUUCAUUUCUACUGUAAAGUUUACUGUGAUUGCAUGACCUGAGUCGAUGGUAACUGUACACAUUUUAAAAAAAAAUAAAACCAGAUCGUGGUAAUGAGUACCGUUUCUAUAAGCAUAUAAAGCAUGUAAACUGAAUCUACAAUGUGAAUAAAAGCAAAGUACUGUGGCUGCUGGAAAUCUAAGUAACGAAGUGGUUAUUCCACAGCAUUGCGUGAGUGUAUUUUUUUUAAUGACUAGUUUUGUUCACGCGCUGUUAUCGACAAUAAACACGAUUCUGGAACUCCCAAAGGAGUUCCAAAUAGCGUGUCGCUUCAAAGAUUUCACCUCAUGAAUUUGGGGCUGUAAACGACUAAAGCUGAUGCUUUUUAAUUGAAAGUACUUUCUUUUUGAGGGGUGGGGAAACUAAGUUUCAAAGUCUGUCAUUUUAAACUUUCAGCAUUUACAUUAGUUUUUAUUUUAAUACGAUUUAGGUUUUAAACAUUCAAGGUCUGGGUGGUGUCGUCUUCCAACUUAAUUCCAUGCAUUGUGUGACUUUGUUUGUAUCAUACUGUUCAGAUUUAACUGAAAAAUACCUGGUGAAAUUGGUUCUGACUCAGUUGAAUUACUGUAGACUCUAU
Chiloscyllium plagiosum (whitespotted bambooshark) is the source of this 2445-nucleotide messenger RNA. Lineage: Eukaryota; Metazoa; Chordata; Chondrichthyes; Orectolobiformes; Hemiscylliidae. The record is from RefSeq and is a predicted model, not a curated record.